This is a messenger RNA of Ilex paraguariensis (yerba mate), 1983 nucleotides long. Lineage: Eukaryota; Viridiplantae; Streptophyta; Magnoliopsida; Aquifoliales; Aquifoliaceae. The record is from the annotation of a GenBank genome assembly.
AUGGUCCUUCCAAAGUCCGAGUUUAUCUCUUAUCCUUCGGACAAUCAUAGCAUCACAAGGACACCCCAGGCUGGCCCUCUUGGUACAAAAACUGGUCGAAAUCGGACUGACCGGCCCUGGACAAUGGACAAAAUGGUUAAAGAGUUGAGCUUGGGCCGGGCCGGCCUGAGCUUAGAAUUCAGCCGAACCUUUAUAAUCUGGUCUAACUUGAACCUGACCCAUGGACAUCCAUUCAAUGAUAGACUAGUUCUUCAACCAUCAAUCAGUUCUGAAAAAAAUCUGAGGGAGAUGGCUUCAAGAGGUUUAUUGCUUAGUGUUCUUCUUCUACCAUGUCUUUGUUUGUCAAUGGCAGAAGAAGUAAAGUUGAAAGUGAAAGGGGUGACUUCCAUAGCCAAAACAGAUGAUAACUUCAUCUGUGCUACACUGGAUUGGUGGCCUUCUAACAAGUGUGAUUACAAUCAGUGCCCAUGGGGUAAAGCAGGCCUUCUCAAUCUGGAUUUGGAUAACAAGAUUCUUGCAAACGCUAUCAAGGGUAAUUCAUUCCUUCUAAAAAGCUUUAAAUUUUGUGGAAAAAAAAUCGCAGCGUUCAAUCCUCUUCGACUUAGAAUUGGAGGUUCGUUGCAAGAUCAAGUGGUGUACAAUGUUAGAGCAUCGGCCAAUAAAUGCCCUCAUUUUAAGAAGAAAAAGGAUGGUUUGUUUGGAUUUAGCAAAGGUUGCCUCCACAUGAAGAGAUGGGAUAAAAUCAACAAAUUAUUCAAGGAAACCGGAGUCUUGCAUACGUUCGGGUUUAAUGCUCUAUAUGGGAGGAAAAAGUCCGAAGAUGAUAAUUCUCUUUGGGAAGGAGACUGGGAUUUACAGAAUGCCCGCGAUCUCAUGGAAUACACAGUCUCAAAGGGAUACAAGAUCGAUUCUUAUGAACUCGGUUUUUUUGCUCAUAAUUGUUCGACUUAUUGUCCGUUAGGUAAUGAGCUAAGUGGAAGUGGGGUGUCUGCUAGGCUUGAGGCUGAACAAUAUGGCAAAGAUAUUGUAGCACUCAAAAACCUUGUGAAAGAGGUUUACCCAGACCCCAAAGACCAGCCCAAGGUCUUGGGUCCGGCUGGCUUUUACGAUGAAAAAUGGUUCAAUACCUUCUUGAAGGUUUCAGGACCAGGUGUUGUUGAUGGAUUAACCCACCAUGUCUACAACCUUGGUGCAGGUGUUGAUUCCAACCUUAUCAACAAGGUCCAGGAUCCAUUUUUCCUUGACCAAAUAGCUCAGACAUUUAAGGAUAUUUCAACCACUGUUAAAGAGUUUGGACCAUGGUCUGGAGCAUGGGUUGGAGAAUCAGGUGGAGCUUACAACAGUGGUGGCAAAGAUGUUUCUCACACCUUUGUCAAUGGUUUCUGGUAUUUGGAUCAACUGGGCAUGACAUCAACCUUCAACCACAAGGUUUACUGCAGACAAGCCUUCAUUGGGGGAAACUAUGCUCUCCUAAAUACGACGACAUUCAUCCCUAAUCCAGAUUAUUAUGGAUUUUCGGUUUCUACUUUUUCCAAUUUUGGGUCCUUUCACAGUGCACUUCUGUGGCAUCGUCUCAUGGGAAAGAAUGUGCUCUCCACCAAUCAUGACAGCUCCCCUAAUCUCCGCGCCUAUUCUCAUUGUUCAAAGAAUUCACAUGGCAUUACUGUACUUCUCAUCAACAUGUCAAACUCUACUACUUUCCAAGUUUCGGUUGUUGAUGAUCUGAAUUUGUACCCUGAGCUACAACAGACACUGGACUCUGAAGAUGGAGUGCAAAGAGAAGAGUACCAUUUGACUCCAAAAGAUGGCAACAUUCAGAGUGAUGUAUUGCUGCUCAAUGGGACUCCAUUGAAGCUCACAAAAUCAUUGAACAUCCCAGCUUUGAAUCCAGAGCUUGUUGAUCCAACUACACCGAUCACCGUUGCGCCUGAUUCGAUUGUUUUUGCUACUCUAAAAGGCUUCAGAGCUCCAGCCUGUGCUUAA